AUGGUCGACGCCUGCUGCUGUGACCGGACCGAGGCCGCGCAGAACGCGGGCCCAAGCUCGCACGACGGCGAGAGCUUGCGCCACGUCACGAGCGUCGAGUGUCUCUUCUGCCCGCACUACAGCGUCGCCACGCUCCUGGGUGGCAUCGAGCGCCUCAUCUCGCUCCACUCGUCCAACCCCAUCGCCGACUACUGGAAGCGCCUCAUCCUCAACCCAGCCGCGAUUCGCCGCGUGUUUGAUGGCAUUGGCGUGCAUCAAACGCUGCGGCAGGAUGUCGACUAUGGCAUCUACCGCGACCAGUACGUGUGCUUCUUUGUCGCGACGCGGCUGUACCCAGCGUACCUGACGUGGCACACACCCGCGCCAGCAACGAAGGAAGAGUGCAGCCGGCGGCCGUCGAGCCCCGAGGCUUCAACCGAAAAGAUCAAUGGUCGGCUGCGCGAACGUGCAGCCUCUGCGCCCAACUGGUGGGAUAUCAACAUCAAGCAAGGCCCAUCGCCAUCGACGUUCAAGUACCCGUGGACCGAGCUCUCGAUCGACGA
Saprolegnia parasitica CBS 223.65 is the source of this 542-nucleotide messenger RNA. RefSeq lists its product as hypothetical. The transcript has a single exon. The record is from RefSeq and is a predicted model, not a curated record. NCBI's taxonomy places the organism in Eukaryota, Oomycota, Saprolegniomycetes, Saprolegniales, Saprolegniaceae. The annotation marks the transcript as partial.